Molecule: messenger RNA, 700 nt
Organism: Desarmillaria tabescens
Lineage: Eukaryota; Fungi; Basidiomycota; Agaricomycetes; Agaricales; Physalacriaceae
Exons: 3
Coding region: 96-674 (192 amino acids)
Biological process (GO): transcription by RNA polymerase III
Cellular component (GO): transcription factor TFIIIC complex
Source: RefSeq, a predicted model, not a curated record
UCGAAGAAAGUCCUUCCGGUCCGUGAUUCCGGAGAACAUUGGUCCUGGGAAGUGAUUUCCAAACUGGGAUCCAGCUCCCAUGAAAUUGUACCAGCAUGUCGCUCUGCCCAGGCUACAAGCAGGUCGACGCGUUCGGACCAGAUGACGAAUAUGAAGACGAAGAAGAGGUAUCCUACGUCACCCUCGACCUUGGAAGUGUCGAACCGUCUCUGCUUCCCAGUUCAGCAAGCUACCGCCUCAUUGGUCUCGAUACGCCCACUCCCUUUUUGCAGCUCUCUGGUACGGUCCUGAAGGGACAACAUGAAUCUUUGCUGGGAACAGAAUUGCUGUUUGGUGAUGGCAAAGACACAUCUGCCGACAGGAGUAAACGGACUGUAGCAUAUCUUGCAAGUACCAAGCAACGCGUCUGCUUCAAGGAAGUUCGAUUGCAGCCUAAGGGCGAAGGAAAGGAAAAAGACAAAGAGCCGCCGGCUGAAGAAGACAACGGGAGGCACGCGCUGGAUCGAACGACCGGAAAGCAGGCGCCCCCUCCGCGAAAGAAGCGAACCAAGAAGAAAAAGCGGAAGAUGGCGCCGAGGGGGAGGACGCACCAAAGCCAACGAGGAAAAGCGACAGAAAAGGAAAAGGAAAGAAGAAGCAGACUGACAAUGCUUACGAUGACGACGAGGAGAUGAUGUAGCUGGACUUCUGACUAAUUUUU